Mus caroli (Ryukyu mouse) is the source of this 1925-nucleotide messenger RNA. The record is from RefSeq and is a predicted model, not a curated record. Lineage: Eukaryota; Metazoa; Chordata; Mammalia; Rodentia; Muridae.
CUAGAGUUUUCCCUAAACCCACCCCAGCUCGAGGUUCUAGCUUUCGCUCUGCUUUCUGUACUUGCUACUGACCAGAAUUGACGCCCGCCGUGAGGAAGGCUGAAGGUGUCCCCUGCGGACUCCCCCAGACCCAAGCAUGUUUGGAGUGAUCCAGAAAGAGGAACGUUUUAAUGAAGUAUUUUUAAAUUACUUCAAGGAAAAUAAAAUAGAAAUUGCCCAUGCAAUUACCAAGCUGUUUCCUUUCCUAGAAAGCCUAAGGGACCACUCCUUCAUCACAGACAAAAUCUAUGCUGAUUCCUACGAAGCCUGUAGGAACUCGGUUCCCAUAACGAAAGUGGUGUACAAUGUUCUCAGUCACCUGGAGAGGUUGUCGGACUCAUCGUUUCUAUGGGCUCUGUUUAACAGCGUGAACCUGAAGGAAUAUCCUGCGUUAAGAGAGAUUCAUAAAAGCCUGGGAACUGAGCUACAGGACGGAUCCUCGCCCCAGAAACGCAAACAGGAAGAACAGAAGCUUGCCACCGUGCACCCAAGUUAUGAGCAAGGGACAAACCUAUGCACACAUGAAAAAUGGUCACAGCCCUGUUUUGUGAAACAAGAUAACCUACAGGAGCCAGAGAUACAGCAGAACCAAAUGGAUGAGAUCAUUGUGAUCAGCAGUGAGAGCUCAGAGUGCAGUGAUGAGGACGAGGAAGACCAAGCCCUGGGCACUGGGACUCAGAAGGCAGAUGGACAAAGAGACUGAGGACUCUGCCCCCCCCCCCCCCCCCCCCGCCCCGGCGUUCCAGAACAUAGAGCUUCCUGCAGGAUUUCACACCUCCUGUGUCUGGGCCAACCACUCUUGGAGGACAUCAAGGAGUCCAGGGGCUCAGUCUCUGCACCUUAUGUUUUCUGACACUUAGGAAGAUGAGGAGAGUGUAUCAAGGUCCCAGACCUUAGCACAGCUGGAAGAGCCAAUCAGGCUGUAAAACUUAGUAUGUGGGCAGCACCAUCUGCCAAAAUGAAAACAAAGACCCAAUCUCCCAUAGUUCUGGGAAAGUCUCUAAAUACACUAACCUUGCUUUCUUUUUGGCUUCUGUAGUUCUGCUUCCGGCUAACUGUCCUUGUUAACUAAGUAUGUCAACUCAAAAUAUAGUUUUUGUGCUUAAUAGUUCACCCUUAGAAAGGGUUGGGGCUGCUCUGGGAUCCUGAACACCCAGCAUAGUCCCUGGAUGGCUAAGGAAGACUUUCUAUCAGUUUAAAUCCAUGUCCCAGCAGCCUUUCUGGUGGAUAGUCUCUCUGACCCACAACAGAGAGGGCAGGAAAUAUUCUGAAGCAUAAUAAAAAAUAUAUAUUAUAUUUGGCCUUUAUCCCCAUUUCUUUGCACGUGUAUGUGUGUGUGUAAUUUAAUAUACAUUAUAUAGCUGUAUAUAUAAGAGGAUGAGACAGGAUAUCAGCCUGGGCUACAAAGCGAUAUUACUGCGAGUCUCUGUCUGGAUCAGACAUUUCCAGGUCAUGCUGUUCAAAGAAUUAAAGGAGCAAAACCAGUACAAUAUAAAGAAACAAAGCAGAAAAUAUAGAAUAGAUACACUACAAGGGAACAUUGGACCUGGAGCAAGCAUGUUUUCCAUAGCAUCUGACCUACUGCCCAGGGCUUUCUCAUGUGGGCAAAGGAGAAGUUGGCUAUGGCCAAUUAAGGUCGCUGGAAGCUACAGGUCAGCAUAGCCAGUUAGUAUGUUAACUGUAGGUGAUGUAGGUGAUGUAGGUGAGAAUCCCAGGUUGUUGAGCGAGUCGUUGGGAGAGGGCUGUUCACAUGUAACUCAAUGCAAGCGGAGUCCCUAGUUGCUAAUUGAUCCCUCGAUUGCCUUUCUCAGUAAGACCCCGUCUCAAAACAACACAAACCAAACAAAAGCAAUAAAAUAAAACAAAAGAGUUUGCUUUCCAAAUCU